AUGUCAAAGGAGUUGCCAGUGUACAGGGAUUACACCAGUCUAGUGAAACGCUGCCAACUGGCCUGCGGAUUGUAUCCGCAUCAGCAGAGCAUCGUCAGUAAAUACCUGCCCAGAGUUUUGAUUCUGAGCUACUGUAUUAACAGCUACGCCUGGACAGUGCCAUUUUAUCGGCUGGGCUACUAUGCGUACAUCUGCCUGGUUUUCACCGCGACGCUCUACUCCAUCAAGCCUCUGAUAGCGAUGACGGUUCGUCACGCGAAUCAUUCGACGCCGCUUCCCUCGAUUUACCCUUGGCCGAUCGAUUCGACCGCGAUCUUCGUGCUCCAUUAUUUAUUUGAAACGGGCAUUUGCUAUUCAUUUUUCGCCGUCGCGACCGGGGUGGACAUGUACUUCACUCUAUGCGCAUUUUACAUAGCUACGCAGUUCCGGGCGAUGGCCAGGGAAUUGAAACGACUGCCGGAAGACAGGAACGACGUGGCAAAUUCUGUGAACGUUCUACGAAGCUGCAUCAGGCGACACGCUUUGUUGAUCAAGUGUCGGGACGAUAUUCAAGAGAUCUACGGGCCCAUCGUUUUGACGGUUACGACGCUGAACACUGUGGGUAUGUGCGGCAUGAUUUUCGAAAUCCUGCAGCAAACCAAGGAAAUCACGAUUGAGAAAGCCUGCACUUUAAUCAUUUUCCUUACUGGGAAAGUACUCCAGACACUUACCUACGCUUGGCCCGGGGACGUGGUCGCCUAUGAGAGCGAAAUUUUUCAACGCGAGGUUUACUCUAACGAUUGGUUCGAUCAUGUAGAGACCAGAUCCGCGAAACUCACUCUCAUGAUCCUAACACAGCGGAAGAUGAGCCUGAACGCGUGUAGUUUAUUGAAUAUUUCUUUGGAUCUCUUUGCUAAGAUCAUGAAUAAAACGAUAUCUUACUAUUUCUUAUUGGUAACGCUCGAGUCUGACGAAUAA
This is a messenger RNA of Nomia melanderi (Alkali bee), 957 nucleotides long. The record is from RefSeq and is a predicted model, not a curated record. Lineage: Eukaryota; Metazoa; Arthropoda; Insecta; Hymenoptera; Halictidae.